GGGGCGGGGCUUAAACGUGGCAGGGUGGUUCUGUUUACUCCCCUCAGAAAGCUAUGGCUGCGACCGUCGGGGAUUCUCCUUUGCUAGCUGUCGCCUCUUCCUGGCCGUCGGGUGAUGCCGAGCUGUCGUCCCCUCACAUAGCCGCGCUGGUCCUGGCUCGAGGCGGCAGCAAAGGAAUCCCGCUGAAGAACAUUAAGCUCCUGGCUGGCGUUCCGCUGCUUGGUUGGGUCCUGAGGGCAGUCCUCGACUCCGGCGCCUUUCAGAGUGUGUGGGUUUCUACAGAUCAUGAUGAAAUUGAGAAAGUUGCCAAGCAUUUUGGUGCUCAGGUCCAUCGGAGGAGCUCUGAAGUAUCUAAAGAUUCCUCUACCUCUUUGGACACCAUUGCAGAGUUUCUCCAGUAUCAUGAGGAGGUUGAUGUUGUAGGAAAUAUCCAAGCAACUUCCCCAUGUUUGCAUCCCACUGACCUCACCAAAGUGGUAAAAAUGAUCUGUGAGGAUGGCUUUGACUCGGUCUUUUCAGUUGUGCGGCGGCAUCAGUUCAGAUGGAGUGAAAUUAAAAAAGGAGCCUCUGAAGUGACUAUCCCGCAAAAUCUGAAUCCCGCCAAACGUCCUCGACGGCAGGACUGGGAUGGUGAAUUAUAUGAAAAUGGAUCAUUUUACUUUGCCAAAAGGCGCUUAAUUGAAAAGGGGUAUUUGCAGGGCGGGAAAAUGGCAUAUUACGAAAUGCGAGCUGAGCACAGUGUGGACAUAGAUGUUGACAUAGACUGGCCUAUCGCAGAGCAGCGGGUCCUAAGAUAUGGCUACUUUGGGAAAGAGACCUUAAAGGAGGUGAAGCUUCUGGUUUGUACCAUUGAUGGAUGCCUCACCACUGGUCACAUCUACAUCUCUGAAGAUGGAAAAGAGAUUGUUUCAUAUGAUGUCAGGGAUGCUGUUGGAAUUAGUCAGCUUCAGAAAAGAGGUGUAGAGGUGCGGCUGAUCUCCGAGAGGGAGUGUUCCACCAAGAUGCUCUUCGCCAUGAAGUUGGGCUGCACCCUGGAAGUCGGGGUGACAGACAAGCUGCAUGUUGUGGAAAAAUGGCGGAAGGACAUGGGAUUGUGCUGGAAAGAAGUUGCGUACUUAGGAAAUGAAGACUCAGAUGUGGAGGGUCUGAAAAAAGCCAGCAUGAGUGCUGUCCCUGCUGAUGGCUGUCCAGCUGCACAGAAAGCAGCCAGCUACAUUUGUAAAUGUAACGGUGGUCGUGGUGCAGUCCGAGAAUUUGCAGAGCACAUCUUCCUUUUAAUGGAAAAGGUGCAUUCGGCUGGAAAAAACCUGGGGCGAUCAAGCUAGGAAGUCACCUCCAAGCGCCCGCUCUGGGAGAUGGAGUUCUGAUUCAUUCAUUCUGCUGUUGUGACUUUUCCCAUCUGUCCCCUGCAUGCCUUUUGACAUUUCCAGAAUCCAAAGAAUGCUGACAGGAAGCUUUAAAGUAUCUGUUUUACUAUUUCGCUGGAGACAAAAUCGUUAAUGAAUUGACGCAGACCCACAGUAGUGGGAAAAACCAGCAAAUCCAAGGACACAGUGUCGCCUGACACGUUUCCUAGAAUGCUAAAACGUUUACAGCCCUGUUCCCCGACUUUUUUUUUUCUGCAGCCUGAUCAUUUAGGCAAAAGUAACUUCUGCAAAAAUAGAAGCAGUAGGAAAAAGGCUUGGGGGCUUUGUUUUAGGCAGCUGUAGGUCUCUGGCUACAGGGCCAUGCCAUUAUAUAAGGAAUUGAUGACCACGGGUGGACAUCAGAUGGAACUUAAUUUUUUGCAAGAGGGCGUCUUCUAAGCACUGAAGUCUCCUGUCAGGUAGGAAUAUAGAUUCUUGGUUGUAUGUUCAAGAAGUGUUUUCUCUACAACAAGCUUUACUUUCUGCUGUUGCUCUAGAUUGAGAAACAACUGGCUUAGAGGAUCCAAUCUCAGCAACU
Candoia aspera is the source of this 1944-nucleotide messenger RNA. It is a transcript of the gene CMAS, whose product is annotated as cytidine monophosphate N-acetylneuraminic acid synthetase. The transcript is spliced from 8 exons. The record is from RefSeq and is a predicted model, not a curated record. Bases 54 to 1325 code for a protein of 423 amino acids. Lineage: Eukaryota; Metazoa; Chordata; Lepidosauria; Squamata; Candoiidae. Gene Ontology annotation, molecular function: N-acylneuraminate cytidylyltransferase activity.